Effrenium voratum is the source of this 11514-nucleotide messenger RNA. The record is from the annotation of a GenBank genome assembly. NCBI's taxonomy places the organism in Eukaryota, Dinophyceae, Suessiales, Symbiodiniaceae.
AUGGAUGGGGGCGUGAAUCGUGCUUGCCGCGGAGUCACACAGACGCAGACAGGGCAUAUGACUCGCCAGUACAACCUUUGGACCGCUGAAAGUUUGGAGCAGUGCAAAGCAUUGUGCACUGGAGCCUGCAACGGCAUCGAGUACCAUGCUGAGGGCAAAUUCUGCGAGGUUUGGUACGGAGACAUCCUUUUCUCGACGGCGAAAGAUGGAUUCGACUGCUUUGUAAGAGAGGACCAGGAUAAAGAGGCCAAGCUGGCUAUGGUGAAGCCCCAGGAUGCCAGCUGCCUUCGAGCUGCGCCUCAGGGGUGCGGAGCGCUCAAGGACCGCUACACCUGCCUCAGCAGCAAAGACGGCAGCGAGACCGACCACGUCUUCGGUUUGCAGGUUCAGAAUGAGCCAUGUGUUUGGUGUGGCGGAGGGCUUUGCCGCACGGGAAGCUUGAACAUGUGCGAGCCUUUCGACUUCCUGCUGCGUGGGCAGGGCAAGGAGCACGGCUUCGACAGCUUUACAGCUCAAGGAACCUUCGAGACACCGUCCUGCAAGGAUGGCAAGGCCACGGUCUUUGAGCAGGAUGACAACUGGUGGAAGGCUGAACGGCCCACUGAGGCCCAACUUGCCAAGCUCUCUCCAGUUGCUGCUGGCUGCGCGUCCCUUCAGGACAUGGCAACAUGUUUGAGCAGCAAAGACAACAGCCAGAACGCCACAUGGGGCUAUACUCCGUACAAGGUUCAUGGUGAAGCUUGCGUGUGGUGCGGGGGCGUGCCUUGCACUGAUGCGGGCGUGUCGCUCUGCAUGCCCUUCGACCUCCUGAUGAAUGGACAGGGCCCGCACCACAACGUUUUCUAUGCGAAGCACUCCUUCAAGGUGGCAGCAAUCAAGGAUUCCCAAAUGAAAGCAUCUACGGCGUUGGACUAUGGUUGCCUCUCAAAGGCAAACGAGGGUUGCUCCUCGCUGACAGAUGCGUUCACCUGCUUGGCAAGUGCCGACGGCCGCCCCAACGCGACUAUCUUUGGCCGCCAGGUGGCAGGGCAGCCGUGUGUUUGGUGCAAGGGCGGGCUUUGCAACAGCGAAGGCGCCACAUGCGAAGCUUACGACUUGCAGAUGAAUGGUGAGGGCUAUGCCUUUGCGACAAGUUACGUCAAGGAACCCAUGGUGGCGCAGUGCGAGGGCGGAGUGGUGAAAGCCCACGCUGGCGUCGUUUCCACGGCGGUCGAUCUUCCUGAACCAAACGCGGCAAGCAUGGGCUGCCUGACGAAGCAGGAGCGAGGAUGCAUGGCGAUCAAGGACAAGCUCACCUGCUUGAGCAGCAUCGAUGGCUCUGCUGACGCGUCUUUUGGUGGUUUUGGCAUCAGUGGCCAGCCUUGCGUGUGGUGCGAUGGACUGCCCUGCACAAAUGGUGGCGAAUUCACUUGCGCCCCUCGUGACUACCUGGUCAGGGGUGCUGGCAAGGUCUUCCCUCACGUCACUGCGUUGAGCACUACGAUGGCCAAGUGUCAUGAGACCGACGCGACCUUUGCCGAGACCGAGCUGAGCUGCCUCAGGAGCGCAAGCACCGGCUGCAACGCGAUCACGGCAAUGAGCGAUUGUGUCUCCAGCCGGGAGGGACGCCCUUAUGAAUGGGUUGCCGGUUUCAAGGUCAAGGGUCAGCCUUGUGUGUGGUGUGGCGGCGGGGCGUGCAAUGACGGGUCCAGCAAUUUGUGCGAGCCGUACGACUUUGCUCUGAACGGCGUAGGACAUGCAUUCAACACAAAGUACAGUCUGGGCUUGUACCAGAGAGCCUAUUGCAAGGACAACAAGCCUGCACCUUUGGCGUUGCCGAGUGACAUCCAGAUUCACGGUAUGGAUUUGCAUGUUGACUGCGGCCAUCCAAACCCCAUCUGGAAAAGGGUGGGCAAGACCUGCGGCUUUUGCAAGGUCCAGGUUCCGAGCAUCAAGGCAAGCUUCGGGACUUGCGCUGAAUACUGCACCGGUCAAGGCGGCCUCAAGUGCAAGUCUGCGGCAAUGACAAGCCUCGAGUCUUGCGUGGAGUCUGCAGCGAAAUCCUGCGACUACCAGUAUGGGGCCUAUGAGCACGCUGUGUGCGAAUGCGAGCCAUCGAUGAAUUUUAAGGCUGGCAAUGCCAACUUUGCAUCCACGGUGGAGGCCCCCGCAGCAGCAGACCUGCAGUGCCUGAACAGCGCUGUGAAGGGAUGCGGAGCCAUCACCGACAAGCUGAUGUGCCUCAGUAGCAAAGACGGCAGCAACACCACGGAGUUCCAUGGUUUGAAAAUCAGCGGCGAGCCCUGCGUUUGGUGUGGUGGAGUGGCAUGCACCUCCCAUGACCCCUACGCGAUGUGCGCACCGCGUGACUUCCUCGUGAACGGGCAAGGUCUUGCAUUUGCCACCCGUCAUGUGGUCUCUUCGGCCUUGGAUGUGGCCUCAUGCAAGGCAGCGGAGCGCGUGUUCGGCAACGUCGACUGCUUGACAAAGCAAACAAACGGCUGCAAUUCCAUCAAGGACAAAGCAACCUGCCUCUCGAGCCUGGAUGGACGCCCCUACACCCAUGUUGCUGGCCUGAAGGUGGAAGGUCAGCCAUGCGUGUGGUGUGGAGGAGUGCCAUGCCACAGCAACAAUGCCAAUCUUUGCGAGCCCUACGAAUUUGCGCUCAAUGGAGAAGGGCAUGCCUACGAAAUCAGUCACGCAACCGACCUGUAUUUCGCGGCAGCCUGCGAGGCGGGCAAGCCUGUGGAGCAUUCUGUCUCGAGCUCUAUGGCAAGAAAAGGCAUUGAGGAGGCAGUGGACUGCGGCAUUCCGAACCCGGUUUGGAAGGGCGUUGGCAAGAAGUGCGGCUUCUGCCAGGCUCAGGUGGCAGAGAAGGCAGCCGAAUCUUACCGCACAUGCGAACAGUUCUGCCAAUCGCAAGGUGGGCUUGCUUGCGAGAAAGCCUUCAAGGGCUACUUCAACAGCUGUGACCUUGGGUCGGAGAUGAGCUGCUCUGCAGUGUUUGAGGAAAAGAGCAUGCCCAUCUGCCAGUGCCAGGCGCCAUCUGUCAAGGAGUCUCAGGUCAAUCUGGAUUUUGCCAUGACUUUGCCGCGUCCGAGUGAGGAUGCAGUCCAGUGCUUGAACGUUUAUGAAGGUGGCUGCGGAGCCAUCAAGGACAAGCUGACAUGCCUGAGCUCCAAAGAUGGUGGCUCCAAAGUGGACUACCGUGGCUUGAAGAUUCAAGGUGAGGCUUGCGUGUGGUGCGGUGGAAGGCCCUGCACCGACGAUGACUCUGGAGCUCUUUGCACCGCCUACGACUAUUUGUCCAACGGGCAGGGCUUGGCUUUUGGAUCCAGAGAGGCAGUGGCAUCCAUGGACGUUGCCAAUUGCAAGGCACCCUCCCGCACUUUUGGCAAUGUGGGCUGCCUGACUCGAGUGCAAGAUGGAUGCAACUCUAUCAAGGACCGAGACACUUGCCUUGCAAGCCUCGAUGGUCGCCCGUACACGCAGAUCGCUGGGUUGAAGGUGGAAGGCCAGCCUUGUGUGUGGUGCGGUGGAGGGCCGUGCAAUUCUAACAAUGGCAACCUCUGCGAACCCUACGAGUAUGCUCUCCAUGGAGCAGGACGUGCCUACGAGCUGAACCAUGCCGCCAAUUCCUACUUCACUGCCGCUUGCGAGGCUGGAAAGCCUGUCAACCACGCUGUUCCAAGUGCCCUUGCAGAUGCUGGACUCUCGCUUCCUGUGGAUUGCGGAAUGCCAUUUCCAAGCUGGGACAAAGUCAGCAAAGCCUGCGGCUUUUGCAAGGUUCAGGUGGCCCCACAGGCCGCUUCGUCAUUCAAGACCUGCGAUGCCUACUGCAAGGGACAAGGCGGUCUUACCUGCAAAAGUGCCUGGUCCGGCCAUUUGCACAGCUGCGAUGUGGGGACCGCGAUGACUUGCUCUGCGGAGUUUCAGGAAGGAGAUUCCCCGGUCUGCGAGUGCAACAGCCCGCUGACCAUCAAGGUGUCAGCUCCCUUUGGUGUGGACCGCCCGAGGGAGGAUGACCUGAAAUGCCUGUACACUGCUGCGUCUGGGUGCGGUGCGCUCACGGACAAGCUCAGCUGCUUGAGCAAUGUUGAUGGCCUGGGGAGCUCGGAAGCUGAUGAGAAGGGCCUGAAUGUCAAGGGCGAGCCUUGCGUGUGGUGUGGCGGAGGGCCCUGCACAGACCACAGCACAGCCAAAUGUGCGGCUUAUGACUGGCUGGCGCGUGGAAUGAACAUGGCAUUCACCACGCGGGUUCCAUGGAGCUCGGCAACCGCCGCGCAGUGCAAGGCACCUGCGAGGGAGUUCGGCAACGUUGACUGUUUGACACGAACGACACAGGGAUGCAGUGUAAUCAAGGACAAGACCCAAUGCCUUUCCAGCAUUGACGGCCGCCCUUACACACAAAUUGCAGGCCUCAAGGUCGAGGGCCAGCCAUGCGUGUGGUGUGGAGGGGUGCCUUGCAGCGAGCAUGGAAAUCUUUGCGAGCCUCACGCGUUUGCAGUUGUUGGACAAGGUCAUGCAUUCAACGUGGCCUCUGCCGAGUACUUCACAGCUGCCUGUGAGGGGGGCAAGCCAGUGGAGCACGAGAUGUCCAGCUCCAUGGCCAACUACGGCGCCGAGGUUUCUGUGGAUUGCGGUAUUCCCUAUCCUAUUUGGUACAAAGUGGGCAAGACAUGCGGAUUUUGCAAAGUCCAGGUUGCUCGAUCUGCAGCCCCGACAUACAAGACCUGCGAAGGAUACUGCAAAGCGCAAGGCAACCUUGCGUGCAAGAAAGCUUGGCUGGGCCAUGCGCACAGCUGUGACGUCCGGUCAGAGAUGGGCUGCGCUGACGAGUUUGCCGCUGACAGCUCCCCGGUCUGCGAAUGCUUGCCAGCGAAGGUGCAGGCUAGCUUUGCAGCGGUCAAGCGCCCAUCCGAGGAGAACAUGAAGUGCCUGAAGUCCGAGGCAAAGGGCUGCUUUGCCAUCUCCGACAGGAUCAACUGCCUUAGCAGCAAGGAUGGCAGCGCCACCGCCGAGGGCAAGGGCGGAUUCAAGAUUGCUGGCGAGCCCUGUGUGUGGUGCGGAGAUGGGCUUUGCACAAGCGACUCAGAUGCCAAGUGUGCUCCGUACGACUGGAUGAUGAAUGGUCAGGGAGUUGCAUUCACCACUGCUCAUGCUAUCGGAACCCAUGACGUCGCAUCCUGCAAGGACGAUCCUGAUGCAGUCUUUUCCAACCUGCAAUGCCUGGAGUCAGCGGCAACCGGCUGCAACAGCCUCCAGGAGGAAGAAGCGUGCCUGAAGAGCAAGGAUGGACGACCUUAUGAGUACAUUGCCGGCUUCAAGGCUCGUGGUCAGCCUUGUGUAUGGUGCGGUGGUGGGAAAUGCCACAGUGGCAACGACAACAAAUGCGAGCCCUAUGACUUUGCAAUCAACGGCGAAGGUCACGCUUUCGAGAGCUUCCAUGCUCAGGGCAUCUUCAAGAUGGCUGCCUGCGAGAAUGGUCAAGUGACGGCGAACUACCUGAACAGCGGCUUUUCAACGCACGGCACAUCUCUUCAGGUGGAGUGUGGAACUGGCCCAGCACCCGUGUGGACUAAGAUCAGUCGCACUUGCGGUGAGUGCACAGUGAACGUGCCGAGCAUUCAGGAAUUUUAUUACACAUGCAAUUCCUACUGCAAGUACCAGCCUGGUUCGCCAAAGUGCAUGAGUGCAUCCGUUGCACAUCAUGCAAGCUCAUGUGACAUCAAGAUGGGAGCGUCGUGUGACUACAAGUUUAAGCAGGAUGAGGAUGCCAUUUGCGAAUGUGACAAGGUUUUGAUGCCGCACGAGAAGGUCCAGGCAUUGUAUGCCCAGUGCGGAGGAAAGGAGUGGAGGGGCUUCACCGCGUGCGAGGCUGGCGCUCUUUGCAACAUUGUGGACGAGUGGUAUUCGCAGUGUGUGCCAGUGCUGGCUGCCAAGCCAGGAGUGCGUGCGGAGGUUGGCGAGUCCGCGGCUGGAGAGGCAGACCUCGGGGCUGGGCCGAUGCUCGGUGCUGAGCCAGCCGCCCCCGGUGCGCCCGGUGCGCCCGGUGCGCCCGGUGCGCCCGGUGCGCCCAGUGCCACUGUGGUGGCUGCGCCCGUCAUCACAGUGGCGGCCACCCGUUCUGCGCCCGCGCCGGCCGUCGGUGCCACAGCCGGCGUUGCUGGCGUUGCUGGCGCUGCUGCGCCUGUCAGUGCAGCAUGCUCUGCUCACCCAAAGUGCGCCGACCUGAAGCUCUCCGGCAACUGCUGCCCCAAUGACGACGCCGUCAGCCUGGGCUGCUGCAGCAAUUUCAAUCCGGCCGUCGUGGACACGGUGUCGCCCGAGCCUAUGCCAGCGCAGACUGUUGCCCCGCUGGACAUCGCUACACCAGCACCGAUUUCCCCACCAGCCCCGAUUGUUGAGAAGCCUUACUGGAAGAUUCCCCGGCCAACAGAGGCCGAGCUGCAGUGCAUGAAGCCCGAGCCGAAGGGCUGUGGCUCCAUCAGGGACAAGCUGACAUGCCUCAGCCGAGUGGAUGGCCGCACCGGAUACAAAGUGCACGGCCUCAACGUCGGGGGCGAGCCCUGCGUGUGGUGUGGAGAUGGUGGAGCGUCCUGCACCUCUUACAGUAAUGCAGUUUGCGAACCUUACGACUGGCUCAUGCACGGUCAGGGCAAGGCCUACUUCACCAUUCAUGCACGCCACAACUUGAAGGUUGCCAGGUGCCGCGAUGAUAAGAACGCGGUCUUCAGCAACCUGGGCUGCCUGAAACCUGCAGACAUGGGCUGCAACCACAUUAGGGACAGACAUCAGUGCUUGUCCAGCAAGGAUGAUCGUCCUUAUGACCAAGUGGCAGGCUUCAAGGCGAAGGGUCAGCCUUGCGUGUGGUGCGCUGGCAGGACCUGUCAUUCCAACAACAACAAUAUGUGCGAACCGUAUGACUUCGUCAUGAAUGGAGCAGGACAAGCCUUCACUCACAACUUCGACCGAAACACGUACUUGGUGCCAGAGUGCGAGGGUGACAAGAUCCUUCACAAGCCGUAUGGCAGUGCCGUCUAUGACAAGGGCAUCCCCAAGCAGGUGAAGUGUGCGGGCGCUUCGGACACCUGGCAGGCUGUUGGAAAAGUUUGCGGCGGAUGUGACGUCACUGUGCCGAAUAUCAACACGAGCUAUGUCACGUGCGACAAGUACUGCGCAGCUCAGCAAGGCGGACUGAAGUGCAUCGCAGCCUGGAAAGCUUUCACUCACAGCUGUGAAGUGCAAAGUACCGACUAUCUUCUGACCUGCCACGAUCACUACGCAGAGGGCGAAUUCGCCCGCUGCAGAUGCAGUGGGAAUGAGAAGGCGUCUGCGGAGGCAGUGAAGGAAGCUGCUGCAAUGCCAAUUUUGCCGUAUGCGCAAUGCGGCGGACAGCAGUGGAAGGGAGCCGGCAACUGCCAGGUUGGAAGCAAGUGCUUGGUCAUCAACGAGUGGUACAGCCAGUGCCUGCCAGGAGUGCUUUCCAAUCCAACCCAAGCGGCACAGGCUGCAAAGAGCGCGGCAGAGGCUGCUGGCAAGGAAAUUGGAGAUCAGGCCAGCUAUGCUGGGCAGGCGGCUUCCGAGGCCGCGAAGGUGGCAGGUCUUCCCCCAGCCAGCCAGGCCACCCAAGCCUAUGUGUACUCGGCGGGCACCCUUCACCAAGAAGGAGUCGAGAAGCCAGAGGCCAACGCGGUGGGCGUGGAGGCUGUCAAGCAGGCCCUUGCCGAUGCUGGCAUGGACAACGACCAGGCAUCGCAGAUGGCAGAUCAGGCUAUUGCGGAGGGCCAGGUCAUCGUGUUUGGUGAAGAGCAGAACCCAUACUCGGCACCUACAAUCGCUGGAGAUGCUGCCGCAAAUCAGGCUAAGGAUGCUGGUCUGUCAGCAGAGGAGCAGUGCAAGAAAGCCUACGCAGCUGCCUACAACACGGCCAAGGCCAGCGGCCUCACCCCCGAGAAGAUGGCCGAGGUGGCCGGCAACAUCGCGUCUGCUGCCGCAGCCAGGGCAGGGAUGAAGCAGCAGCAGCAGGUGGACUGCGCAGUGAAGGCCGCAGAGGAUGUCUCCAAGGCCAAUGGCGGCUUUCCAGAUGAUGUUGCUGCCGAGAUGGACUCGGCCGGGCAGUCUGCAGCGCAUACCGCGCUGGUCCCGACUGUCGAGGUCGACACUGUCGUGUCAGACAGCAUGAAGGAAGUCGAGGAGGGAGCUGCAAACAAGCUCAAGAUUCCACAGGCACUCAUGGACCAGUGCCUGGCACAGCAGGGAGCAAAGGCGGCUGCAGAGGUGGCGACUCGCCUGGGCAAAGAAUAUGGGCUCUCGGCUGCUGACACGGCCGAAGCUGCCAGGAGAUGCGCUUAUGAAGCCGCUAUUGCUGCUGGGAAGACUCCCAUCGAGGCAGCAGCGGCAGCAGAAGCAACUACCAACACUGCUGCAGAAGCUGUGAUGGCCCCAACAGAUGGAUCUGCCAUCAAGCCUGAUGCUUUGCAGAACAUCGGUAAAGACUGCUGGGAGGUUUGUGGCAAGGAGUCUGGGCUGUGUGCCUUCUGCGGCCUUGGCAACGCUUGCUGCCGCAGGGACGAGAUCAACGCUCCAAAGGUUUGCCAAGAUGCCACGUUCACCACCUGGCACCAUCAAUGCGUUCAACCAGUCCACAAGCCAAGUGAUGUUGAUGACGUCGGCAUGGCUGUGCACAGCGCGGAAUCCUAUGCUUCCGCCACGGAGAAGGCAGAGGGUGCAGCGCAGGAGGCCAAGGACAGCGGCAAGACCACCGAGGAGCAGGCCGAGGCGGCCGCCAACGCUGCAGCUGAGUCCAUGAAGGACUCCGGCGCUGCGGUCAAGGACGAGAUCACGGCGGCGUACAAAUCGGCGGAGGAGGCCGCCAUCAACGCCGGGAUGGACGCGACUGCGGCAAAGAAGGAAGCUGAGAAAUUCGCCGAGCAGCUGGCCGAGAAGGAAGGUAUGUCUGCUUCCGAGGCCUCAGCAAUUGCGAUUGCCAUUGGUGGCGGUGUGAAUGUGGUUGUCAACCCAACUGCCCCAGUGGCAGGAGCAGUUCCCACGGUCGCGCCGCUGGCCGCUGCCACACUGGCCCCAGUGGACCUUCCCACGGUCGCGCCGCUAGCCCCUGCCACACGUAUGGCCCCAGUGGAGGUUCCCACGGUCGCGCCGCUGGCCCCUGCCACACGUAUGGCCCCAGUGGAGGUUCCCACGGUCGCGCCAUUAACCGAAGAGAUCAAUGCGGCGUACAAGUCGGCGGAGGAGGCUGCCAUCAACGCCGGGAUGGACGAAGCUGCGGCAAAGAAGGAAGCUGAGGCAGCCGCCGAGGCAGUGGCCGAGAAGGAAGGUAUGUCUCCUGCCGAGGCCGCAGCAGCAGCAGUUGCUGCUGGCACCGUGGUUGUCAAUCAGCCAGCGGGCGGUCCCACAGUUGCGCCAAUAUCGCCUGAUGCUCUGCAGAACGUCGGUAAAGACUGCUGGGAGGUUUGUGGCAAGGCGUCUGGGCUGUGUGCCUUCUGCGGUCUUGGCAACGCUUGCUGCCGCAGGGACGAGAUCAACGCUCCAAAGGUUUGCCAAGAUGCCACGUACACCACCUGGCACCAUCAAUGCGUUCAACCAGUCCACAAGCCAAGUGAGAAUGACGCGGCUGCCACAGAGAAGGGAGAGGAUGCAGCGAAGGAGGCCAAGGACAGUGGCAAGACUGCUGAGGAGCAAGCCGAGGCGGCCGCAAACGCUGCAGCGGAGUCCAUGAAGGAGUCUGGCGCCACUGUCAACGACGAGAUCAAUGCGGCGUACAAGUCGGCGGAGGAGGCUGCCAUCAACGCCGGGAUGGACGAAGCUGCGGCAAAGAAGGAAGCUGAGGCAGCCGCUGAGGCAGUGGCCGAGAAGGAAGGUAUGUCUCCUGCCGAGGCCGCAGCAGCAGCAGUUGCUGCUGGCACCGUGGUUGUCAACCAGCCCACACUGGCCCCGGGCGUUCCCACAGUCGCGCCGGUGGCCGCUGCCACACUGGCCCCAGCGGACGUUCCGACUAUCGCGCCACUGGCCACUGUUCCACCAGUUGGAGUGGCCACUGUUGCUCCGACAGAGGUUGAUAGCAUUGCUGCCAAGGAGCAGACCGGCAUGGACGAGGUGGCCUCGAUUGCGACUCCGAGUCCAACGGAUGAUUCAGGAUUGCCAAAUCCGAUCCCGCACUCAAUCCAGGUUGGAAUCGGUGCUGCAGAAUUGAAGAAGAAAGACAAUAAAGACUUGCAUACCCAGGCACUGAAUGCUGCUGGCACAACGGGCUCUUAUGCCGUUGAUGAGGGCAAGACCCAGGAAGACGCAGAGACCCUUGCUGAGCAGGCUGCAACGUAUAUCUACCGACAGGGUGGACUCUCUUUGGAAGAGGCACAAAGCAUGGCUAAGAAGGCUGUCCAGGAAGCCAAAGAACAACAGGGAGGACAGUUCGUUAAGCGCGGCUUGCUGCAGAAGCACGGCUUUUCUGAUUGCUGGGAACCUUGCGGAUCAAAAGCUGGCUACUGUCCGGAUUACUGUGGCCGCGGCAAUGCUUGCUGCCGGAAGACUGGCGAUAUCGUCGUUCCAGAUGAAUGCAAGGAUAUCUACAGCUUCUACACGCCGCAUUACGAGUGCGUUGCCCCCACAGUAGUUUACAACCCUUACGAUGAAUCCACCGCAAUCAAGGCAAAGGCACAGGCCACUGAUGAGACUGCUGCCAUUGCCGCCGAUACCGUUGCAGAGGGUGCCGAGACCACAACUGAGGAGCCACACAGCGGCUUCACGGCUGGCCAGUGGGCGAUUGUGAUUGCUGCCAUUCUGGCGAUCUGCUGUGCCGGAGUGGCAGGUUGGCACCUUGGAGAGGCCCGGCAGGACAGCAAGAGGACUGUAGCCACAAAGACGGCGCGCUAUGCGGAGGUGUCCGCAGCUUCACCCCAGGGUGGUGCUGAUCUGGAGCUUCAGGCGCCCAUGUUGGCAGCUUCCGGUGCUGCCGGUGCUGCCUUGGGAAGCGCUCGUAUGGCGGCACCUGUGGGCUCUAUGGGCUCCGUCAUGCAGUAUCCCAACCUUCCCUAUCCAUCCCAAGGGUGGAAGCAUGGCAGCGGCGCCCAUGGCCUCCAUGUCUGCGAACCCUGCCAUGAUGAUGGCCGGUGCCCCUGUCGCUUCCAUGUCGGCUGGUGCGCCCAUUGCUUCUAUGCCGGCCGGUGCCCCCGUCGCUUCCAUGUCGGCUGGUGCGCCCAUUGCUUCUAUGCCGGCCGGUGCCUUCGUCGCUUCCAUGUCGGCUGGUGCGCCCAUUGCUUCUAUGCCGGCCGGUGCCCCCAUCGGCUCUAUGGCGGCUGGUGCGCCCAUUGCUUCUAUGCCGGCUGGUGCCCCCAUCGGUUCUAUGGCGGCUGGUGGUGCUCCAAUGUCAGGAGCCUAUGUCAUGACUGGCGCUUCUAUGCCAGCUGGUGCUGCAAUGCCCGCUGCCUCUGUCAUGACUGGCGCUGCUAUGCCAGCCAGUGCAACCGCAGGCAUUGCGGGCGCUCUGUAUGCAGGAGGUUUCAUGGACCAGUUUGA